This is a messenger RNA of Stylophora pistillata, 3429 nucleotides long. RefSeq lists its product as uncharacterized. Gene Ontology annotation, molecular function: laminin binding. NCBI's taxonomy places the organism in Eukaryota, Metazoa, Cnidaria, Anthozoa, Scleractinia, Pocilloporidae. Gene Ontology annotation, cellular component: sarcolemma; dystroglycan complex. The record is from RefSeq and is a predicted model, not a curated record. Gene Ontology annotation, biological process: nerve development; morphogenesis of an epithelium; axon guidance.
AAUGUUUAUAUGCUGAGAGAUAAGCCUGCAUGUGUGGUAUGCUUACAUACUUUUUCGCAAACACGGCAUGGACUUCGUACGGGUGUUUCUGUCGACGACUCAUCGCUGGAAUUGUUCAACGAAUAUCCUUGAAGAGCAAUUUUAACCAGAGCAUUAUCUGAACCGAUCGUCCAUGCUCAUGAAGCUGAGACGCUUCUUCUCCAAUGUCAAAAGCACUAGCGGUUCUCAAGUUAUUUUUCUCGCUGGUGUCUAUAAACUCAACCGAGCAUCCAUUGUUAGCUAAUUCAAGUUCCACGGGCGCGGGAAAAAGUCCUCCUACUUCAACAACCACCAGAAUAACACCAAAGCCUAUCAUAGCAUAUGUUGGGCAAACUUUUCGAAAACCCAUUCCUCAAGAGAUUGUAGACGCCUUGAAAAAAAGGGAUAUCACAAACGUUCGCUUCAUUAUGAAGACAUUUCAUUACGGAGACAUUCUCCCAUCAUCAUGGGUCCAGUUCAAUCCAAGAAAACGCGAAGUCUACGGUUUUCCUUUACCAGGAAAUGCUGGCAGAUUCUUUUACAAAAUGAUCGCUAACUACAAGACAGGGGCUUCAGUUUUUAAUGUUACUUUUGAGCUCCGUGUAAAAGCUAAGAAAGUUGAACAUAGCCAUGAACUGAUUUUAUCCACGGGAAUAAAUUUUCAGCAGUUUAUGACAAAGGUGGCUCUGAGAAUUAGCUUUGCUGAGAAGUUAGCACGUUACUGUUUCAACGAAAAACCCGAAAUAAUUUACGUGAAGUCGUUCGACAAGGCGUCCAGGAAUCUAACCAUCGUAUUCAGCAAUAUUCCUUAUUCUCCUUGUGAUGAGAACACGUACAAAAAGCUGAAAUCGAGUGUGAUUGACGAGGACACAAAGAAGCUUAAGAAGGAGUUUCAGAAAGCGCUGACUAAUAGUUUCCCAGUCAAGAGCGCACAGUUCAGAUUUUUUGGAGCCUGCGAUCCUAACUUAUUGGGACCCGAGCCACCUUUCGAGUGGGGCUGGCUGACAAUUUUUAUGCCAAUCGCCAUUCUGGUAUCUGUGAUCGGAAUUCCUGUUGGCAUUUCGUGUUUUGUAAAUAGAUACAUGAGAACUAAGCGUCCAGUUGUGAAAGAGAGAAGAACAUUGCGAACCCUUCGUCCAAGAAACGAGGACGGAAUGACAGAUUUAACAUCGCAUACCGUUCAUUUUAACAACCGUUAUCCUUCAAUGCUAUCAGUCUCCAAUAACUCGAAAGAAGAUGGCGUCGGCGAGGACGAAAGAGGCGUCGGUGCGAAGGCAAAUGUCCCCAAUGGUAGCCCCUCGAGUCGACAUUUGACGGUACCAAACUCGACUGCAAAUCGCCCCAGACAGGGUGCAGUUGCUGCAAACGACAACAGCAAAAACUCUCCCAAUCACAAAAACCCGUUUAAAUUUCCUUACAACCGGGACAAAGGAUCGUUCAAUGUACGCGAAAUGUGGGACGACGAUGACGACUCGGAACGUCCCCCCCUGAACAUACCCACGUAUUACACGUACAGAAACACCGAGGAGGCCGAGCCGUCGAUGUUAGAUGCGGUUCUGGAUAUGAACUUCUCUGACAUUGCAGAGAAUAUUUCUACCAAGAUAAAAGGUGUGAAGUCAAUGUUGAACAUCCCUCAGGCCGAGACUGGCCAACAAGAUGAGGCAAAGCCUACACGCGAGUCUUCAGAUCCUGAACCAAGUUUAUCAUCUAAGUUGAAAGGGAUUGGAAAGUCUAUGCUUAAUCUGUCUGCAGCACCGAACGACACGACAGGCGCGGCGUAUUCAACUUUUUCGGCCGCGCCUUCCCUCUCGACCAAGCUGAUGGAUUUUGGCAAAUCUAUGUUGAAUCUUUCUACUGUCGCGCAGAACGAGGAUAGAAAGGAAACACAAGAUCUUCAAUACGAUGUAACCCACGAAGCUACAUAUGACGACUCCGAUUAUGACGAUGAGUCGUACGUUUACAAGACUCGGGAAUACGAAGACACGCGAUGUAUUCGAGGUCAUUACGAUGACGCCCGACAAAGGCACGACUUGGUGCGAAGUGAAAACUCUGAAUUCCGUUAUUCUCUUGGUCGGGAAAAUAAUACUUCAGAGUACAAACUUUCACAGCACAAUACACCGACUCGCCGACAAAGUGUAUGCUCUGGUUAUCAACAAAAAGCAGUCGCUGACCAUUACGACGGUUUUAAUUUCUUUCACAAUGAAAAACAAGGUAAUAGAAAAUACUCCAUAGGGAGCGACUUUGAUGAAUAUCCCGAUUCUUUGUUUGAUGCACCCAGUGAGUUCAGUCAAGAAGAAAAAACAGAACACGAGAAGUCAAUUUUUGACGCUGAUUUUGACGAGGAAACGCCCUGUCUCGCAAAACCUACAACCCUCUGGGAUCAUGUUCCCGCUAGUAAAGAACGAAAUGAUCCCAGGAUAGAAAGCUACACUUUAAAUGAAGUAAGGUAUCAAGAAUAUGUCAAUCCCUGUGCACAUCAGUACAGUAAAGGCCCCACCCGCGCGCAGCAUAGGAGGUCGUCUCUCGGUGGCUUGGGAACUAAUAGUUAUUCUAGCCAAUCGACGCUCGACUUUUGGGACGAUGACGAAUACAACGCGAAGACCAACUGGAAUCACCAACGAGCCAAAUCAAAAGACGACUUUUUCACUUCAUUCGGAAAAAGCAAAGGCGGAAUUCCGAACGGAACCAUGCCAAAGAGUAAAGCGAAGCAAGGAAACUCGCUUCUGUCCGAUGUUGGUUCGCUGUUCUCUAGGAAUACGAGAGACACCCGAGAGAAGCCACCCGUCGUGUUCACACUCGGUGACGAGGACGAAGAACAAGAAGAAUACAUCGAAACAGAUAAUUCUAUGGUCGGUCUGAUCAAAACCAGAGUUUCCAGCUUGUUAGAGCAGGACAGGAAUGUAUCGAAGUGGCUUUCAGGGUUUAGCAAAAGCGAUAAAUCGGACAUUUCGUAGAGCCUUGAGGGUAAAUUCUGCACGUUAGUUCUAUAGCUUUGAAUCCAAACCACCAACAUUAUUUGUAGAUGGGCGGGUAUUUCGGUCCUUGAAAUAACUGGGGUUUGAUUUUCACAUCAGGAUCGCGUGGUUAAGAACUCGAACGAUGCAAUGGAAUUGUUGUGGGUACGACUUUGACAGCUAUUUUGUCCCUUCCAAAAUUGUAAAUAAUCGUAGUUUCACCGGUUUUUAAUGGUCUCUAACAAGUUUCCUUGCGAACACAAUCGGUGAUGCAUUUAUCUGCCUUUAAUGCUGAGUAAAGAAAUUCAGAUUUAGAAUCCUUACAAGGACUGUGUGACUAUAUGCAGCGUGACGUGUUAUGUGACGUCAUGCUAGCCAAUAAAGCCUAGCCAGUUUUAAAUUUAAAGACCCAAUAGCAUUAUUCUUUCAUGUUCCCUUAUCGAUAAACAAAAUAGCU